Molecule: messenger RNA, 1076 nt
Organism: Carya illinoinensis
Lineage: Eukaryota; Viridiplantae; Streptophyta; Magnoliopsida; Fagales; Juglandaceae
Product: transcription repressor OFP12-like
Exons: 1
Coding region: 69-791 (240 amino acids)
Biological process (GO): negative regulation of DNA-templated transcription
Source: RefSeq, a predicted model, not a curated record
UUUAUAUAAUACACACACACACAGAGAUUACACACUUCUUUCUUCCACGAUCUCCUGGAACUAAAAAAAUGCCAAAGCUACUUUGGAGGAACUUCCACCGCUGCUUCUCCAAAAUCAAAUGCCUGCCCAUCAUCGAAUCCCCACCAUCACCAUCAAACAAACAUCAUGACAGCCAAUAUCCCUCACCCACCUCCCACACUGCUACAUCAAUCAUCAUGAUCAACAACUUCAACUCCCUCUACGACACUAUUUCCUCAUCAGACGAUCCCACGGCCUCCAAGUCCCUCACCCCCUCCUUCAACACCAACUCCGACUUCUUCUCCUCCUCCGAUGACUCCGACGACUUUGUACUAACAGAUUCACCUCCCGACUUUGCCACCAUCUUCGCCUCCCAGCGAUUCUUCUUCUCCACUCCAGGCAGCUCCAACUCCAUUUUCGAGUCCCGGGACACCAGCCAAGUUCCUGAUCAUAACGCGUUAGUGAUCCCUGGAAGCGUCCAGGUGCCCAAGUACUCGCUAGAUCCUUACGUUGAUUUCCGGCGCUCAAUGCUAGAGAUGGUUCAAGCAAGAAAUCUCGUGGACGAGACAACUGAUCAAUGCGAAUAUUUGCACCAGCUUCUCUUGUGCUAUCUAACAUUAAAUCCCAAACACACUCACAAGUAUAUUAUUCGCGCUUUCACCGACCUUGUCAUCUGUAUUUUUUCCUCGUCCCCGUCUUCAUCGGCCGCAAAUCACAGCCGGGAGUCUAAGAACCGCCGGCAGCGAUAUAUUUCACGGCAGUUGCAGGUGUAACAAUUAUCUUUUUUUUUUUCUUUUUUUUUUCUUUUUUUUCCCUUUAAUCUUUAUCUUUUCUUUUCAAUAGGAAGAAUAUGCUGGAGUUUGUUUUUGUUUCUUUUAGGAUAUUUACUUUGUCUUUAGUGAAAGGGGAUAAUGUUUCAACUAUGAAGACAACGAAAAAAUGUAUUUGAUAAUCACAAAAAGCAAGGAGGCGUGGUGGGAUAUUAAUGCAGUCUCGAUGAAUGUUAUAAUUUAUGUCAUGUUUUGGUGUUUGUUAUGUAAAAAAUAAUUAUUUUUUCU